This is a messenger RNA of Penicillium salamii, 1605 nucleotides long. The record is from the annotation of a GenBank genome assembly. NCBI's taxonomy places the organism in Eukaryota, Fungi, Ascomycota, Eurotiomycetes, Eurotiales, Aspergillaceae.
AUGGUCAACAUGGCCAACCUCACUGGGAGCUUUGUCUCACCAUCCGCGGAUGCGACGGUCUCGCCUCAACUCUUCGCGCCGGCCGGUCUAGUGGCCACCAUCCUGGAUGGCUUCACGAUCUGGAAGGGCAUCUUGACCCUGUUCAUUGCUGCCGUCCUCUACGAUCAGUUCAAGUACCACUACCUCAAGGGUGCGAUCAUUGGCCCUAUGUACAAGAUUCCUUUCAUGGGCCCGUUCCUUCAAUCUGUCAACCCCAAGUUCACUGAAUACAAGGCCAAAUGGGACAGUGGUGACCUGAGCUGUGUCUCCGUCUUCCACAAGUUCGUUGUGAUUGCCUCCACUCGUGACAUGUCCCGCAAGAUCUUCAACUCGCCCGCGUACGUCAAGCCUUGCGUCGUGGACGCCGCGCACAAGCUUCUCGGAAAGACCAACUGGGUCUUCUUGGAUGGCAAGGCCCACGUCGACUACCGCAAAGGUCUGAAUGGACUCUUUACUCGUCAGGCUCUGGCUAUGUACCUUCCCCGCUCCGAGGAAGUCUUCAACGCCUACAACAAGCGCUUCCUCGAGAAGUCUGCUGCCCUCAAGCACACUCCCACCCCGUGGAUGUCCGAGUUCCGUGAGCUGAUGUGUGCUCUGUCCUGCCGUACCUUUGUCGGCUACUACAUGACCGACGAAGGUGUCCAGAAGAUUGCGGACGACUACUAUCUGAUCACUGCCGCGCUCGAGCUUGUCAACUUCCCUAUCAUUCUGCCCUACACCAAGACCUGGUAUGGAAAGAAGGCCGCCGACAUGGUGCUUGCUGAGUUCACCAAGUGUGCUGCCAAGUCCAAGGCUCGCAUGGCUGCCGGUGGCGAGAUCUCUUGUAUCAUGGACGCCUGGGUCAAGGCCCAACUGGACUCUGCUGUCUACCGUGAGAAGAUCGCCAAGGGCAUCCAGGUUGACUCCUCAGAGAAGCCAUCCCAGGUCCUGCGUGAUUUCUCCGACUUCGAAAUUGCCCAGACUAUCUUCACUUUCCUCUUCGCCUCCCAGGACGCCACCAGUGCCGCCUCCACCUGGUUGUUCCAGCUGAUGGCUGACCGCCCCGAGAUCCUCGACAAGGUUCGUGAGGAGAACCUGAACAUUCGCAACGGUGACCGCGACCUUCCCGCUACCAUGGAAAUGCUCGACAACAUGCCUUACACCCGUGCCGUCGUCAAGGAGACUCUUCGCUACCGCCCUCCCGUCAUCAUGGUUCCUUACCUUGUCAAGAAGGACUUCCCCAUCAGCGAGACUGUCACCGUCUCCAAGGGCUCUAUGAUCAUUCCCUCUGUGUGGCCAUCUUGCCACGAUGAGGAGGCCUACCCCAACGCCGACUCCUUCGACCCUGACCGCUGGAUCACCGGUACCGCUGAGGCACAGACCAAGAACUGGCUGGUCUUCGGCACAGGUCCCCACUACUGUCUGGGUCAGACCUACGCUCAGCUGUCUCUGAUGUCCAUGAUUGGCAAGGCCAGUAUGGUGAUGGACUGGGAACACACUCCUACUCCCGAGUCUGAGGAUAUCAAGGUGUUCGCUACCAUUUUCCCCCAGGACGACUGUCUCCUCACUUUCCGUCCCCGUCCUUAA